AUGUCUAACGCAGGAGAACCUGCGAUGCAGCUGAAAGCGCCAUUUCCCAGAUACUUGCUGAAGAAGAAUGAUGAGCAGCAGUUUAAGCAUUUUCUUGAACUUCUGAGGCAACUGCACAUUAACAUCCCACUUAUAGAAUCCUUAGAACAAAUAUCGAAGUAUGUAAAAUUUCUGAAGGAUAUUCUGAAGAAGAAGAGAAGAGUCAGUGAGACAGAAGUAAUUGCUCUAAUGCAGGAGUGCAAUGCGUUAGUCAGCAACAACUUAUCCAAGAAACAGAAGGAUCCGAGAAGCUUCACAGUCUCGAAAGUACUAAUAGACGUGCAUAAGGGAGAACUGACCAUGCUCGUAGAUAACCAAGAAAUGAAAUUUAAUGUGUUAAAUGCAUUAAAAUUUUCGGAUGAUGAAGAAUGUCAACUUAGCAACUCAAUAGAAUUGCCUGAAGAAGAAGCAGACCAAGUUUGUGAGGUCCUUGCAUUGGGAGAAACCAUGAAGAAACUCGAGCUACUAAGUCUGAGUGAGCGGCAAACUAAGCCAGCGCGUCCAUCGUUGAAGGAACCACUAGAACUAGAACCUUUACCUGACCAUCUUAAAUAUAUGUUACAAAAACACAUGCAGACAAUAGAAUGGACGCUGGCUGACAUCUGUGGCAUCAACCCAUCGUACUACAUGCACAAGAUUAGGCUAGAAGAGGGGAAGACUGGAUCAAUUGAGCCUCAACGCAGCUGGGUGAGCCCAGUUCAAUGCGUCCCUAAAAGGGGAGGCACUAUAGUGAUAGUUAACAGCAACAACGAACUACUCCCUUCAAAGACUGUCACAGGCUGGCGCAUUUGCAUGGAUUAUAGGAAACUCAAUGUGGUGACCAAGAAGGACCACUUCCCUUUCCCCUUCAUUGACCAGAUGCUUAACCGAUUAGCUGGAAAGGAAUUCUAUUGUUUUCUAGAUGGAUACUCUGGUUACAAUCAAAUUCUUAUCGACCCAGAAGAUCAAGAGAAGAUGACAUUCACACGCCCAUUUAGAACAUUUGCGUUUAGACGCAUGCCUUUCGGAUUGUACAACGCACUAGGAACGUUCCAAAGAUGCAUGAUGACAAUUUUUUCAGACUUUCUUGAACAGACCAUUGAAGUUUUCAUGGACGACUUCUCAGUUUUUGGAUACUCCUUUCAAUCUUGCUUAGACAACCUAGAGGUCAUCCUUGCAUGA
Molecule: messenger RNA, 1200 nt
Organism: Benincasa hispida (wax gourd)
Lineage: Eukaryota; Viridiplantae; Streptophyta; Magnoliopsida; Cucurbitales; Cucurbitaceae
Source: RefSeq, a predicted model, not a curated record